UUGACAGAUGGGGUUGAUGGGGAUGAUGGGGAUGAUAGGGGUGAUGGGGAUGAAGGGAGUGAUGGAGAUGAUGGAGGUGAUGGGGAUGACGUGGAUGAAGGGGGUGAUGGGGAUGAUGGGGAUGAUGGGGAUGAUGGGUGUAAUGGGGAUUAUGGAGAUGAUGGAUUAGAUGGGGAUGAUGAUGAUGAUGGAGAUGAUGGAGAUGAUAGGGGUGAUGGGGAUGAAGGGGCUGAUGGAGAUGAUGGAGAUGAUGGGGGUGAUGGGGAUGAAGAGGGUGAUGGAGAUGAUGGGGAUGAUUGGGGUGAUGGGGGUGAAGGGGGUGAUGGAGAUGAUGGAGAUGAUAGGGAUGAUGGGGAUGAUGGGGGUGAUGGGAUGAAGGGGGUGAAGGGGGUGAAGGAGAUGAUGGGUGUGAUGGGGAUGAUGGAGAUGAUGGAGAUGAUCGAGAUGAUGGAGGUGAUGGGGAUGAUGGAGAUGAUGGAGAUGAUAGGGAUGAUGGGGAUGAUGGGGGUGAUGGGGAUGAAGGGGGUGAAAGGGCUGAUGGGGAUGAUGGAGAUGAUGGGGGAUGAUGGAGUUGAUGGAGAUGAUGGAGAUGAUAGGGAUGAUGGGGAUGAUGGGGAUGACAGGGGUGAUGGGGAUGAUGGGUGUGAUGGGGAUGAUGGAGAUGAUGGAGAUGAUGAGGAUGAUGGGAGUGAUGGGGAUGAUAGGGAUGAUUGGGUUGAUGGGGAUAAAGGGGGUUAUGGGGGUGAUGUGGAUGAUGGGGAUGAUGGGGAUGAUGGAGAUAAUGGUGAUGAUGGGGGUGAUGGGGAUGAAGGGGAUGAUGGGGAUGAUGGAGAUAAUGGAGAUGAUGGGGGUGAUGGGGAUGAAGGGGCUGAUGGAGAUGAUGGAGAUGAUGGGGGUGAUGGGGAUGAAGAGGGUGAUGGAGAUGAUGGGGAUGAUUGGGUUGAUGGGGGUGAAGGGGGUGAUGUGGAUGUUGGGGGUGAUGGGGAUAAAGGGGAUGAUGAAUAUGAUGGGGGUGAUGGGGAUGAUAGGGAUAAAGAGGGUUAUGGGGGUGAUGUGGAUGAUGGGGUUGAUGGGGAUAAAGAGGGUUAUGUGGGUGAUGUGGGUGAUGUGGAUGAUGGGGAUGAUGGAGAUAAUGGAGAUGAUGGGGGUGAUGGGGAUGAAGGGGCUGAUGGAGAUGAUGGAGAUGAUGGGGGUGAUGGGGAUGAAGAGGGUGAUGGAGAUGAUGGGGAUGAUUGGGUUGAUGAGGGUGAAGGGGGUGAUGUGGAUGUUGGGGGUGAUGGGGAUAAAGGGGAUGAUGGGGAUGAUGGAUAUGAUGGGGGUGAUGGGGAUGAUAGGGAUGAUAGGGAUGAUUGGGUUGAUGGGGAUAAAGGGGGUUAUGGGGGUGAUGUGGAUGAUGGGAAUGAUGGAGUUGAUGGAGAUGAUGGAGAUGAUAGGGAUGAUGGGGAUGAUGGGGGUGAUGGGGAUGAAGGGGGUGAAGAGAAUGAUGGGUGUGAUGGGGAUGAUGGAGAUGAUGGAGAUGAUCGAGAUGAUGGAGAUGAUGGGGAUGAUGGAGAUGAUUGA
Messenger RNA from Danaus chrysippus (African queen), 1560 nucleotides. The record is from the annotation of a GenBank genome assembly. NCBI's taxonomy places the organism in Eukaryota, Metazoa, Arthropoda, Insecta, Lepidoptera, Nymphalidae.